Messenger RNA from Penicillium daleae, 621 nucleotides. RefSeq lists its product as uncharacterized. The record is from RefSeq and is a predicted model, not a curated record. NCBI's taxonomy places the organism in Eukaryota, Fungi, Ascomycota, Eurotiomycetes, Eurotiales, Aspergillaceae. Bases 1 to 621 code for a protein of 206 amino acids. The transcript is spliced from 3 exons.
AUGUUUCCUCGGCUUCUUCUUGCCUUGGGUGGAGUCUCUGCCGCUUAUGCUCAAACAACUGCCGACUCGCCCUUCUUGGACCAGUUUCUUAUCCUGAGCGACUAUACUGUCUCUACUGUUGAAAGCGAUGCCACACACACGACGUACAAUGUAAAGUGUGAUAGCGAGGCCACCCUUUGCUCGCUUCCUGCUACUGGUGUGGCUGUUGUCACAGGCCCAUCAUAUGUUGGACUAUCAUAUACUGAACCCUCGGAGACAUUCACUUCCUCAGUUGGGUGCAACUAUGUGGAUGCUCGAGCUUCAGCAGUUUGUGUUACUCUAUUAGCUGCUCCAGGCGUUGGUGUCCAGAGCGGUUCUCCUGUGACAACUAUGACUACUGUGACGUCUACAGUCACCCUGCCCGCCGCUUCUGUUGAACUGGGUUUCAACACGGGUGUUGCUGGGGCCGUGACUGCCACGACAACAACAAGUACCCGGAAUACUACGGCCCUUGCUUCCUCAACUGGAACUCCUUCUCUUGUCGAGACUGCGACAAAAACUGGUGCUGCGAAUGAGGCAUUCAAGUAUGGUAACCCGGGACUGGUAGUAGGUGCUGCGAUGGCUGGCCUAGCAUUGCUAUGA